Messenger RNA from Mesocestoides corti, 456 nucleotides. The record is from the annotation of a GenBank genome assembly. NCBI's taxonomy places the organism in Eukaryota, Metazoa, Platyhelminthes, Cestoda, Cyclophyllidea, Mesocestoididae.
AUGGGUCGUGUUUACGGUCACGGAAAGGGUAUUUCUCAAAGCACAUUGCCUUAUCGGCGAUCGGUCCCAUCGUGGCAAAAAUUAUCUGCUGAGGAAGUUAAAGAUCAAAUUUACAAGCUCGCACGGAAAGGUUUAACGCCCUCUCAAAUUGGGGUCAUCCUCCGCGAUAGCCAUGGUGUUGCUCAAGUUCGUUGGUUGGCGGGUAGCAAGAUUGUUCGUAUUCUUAGGGCUGCCGGUCUCGCUCCGGCCAUCCCAGAUGACUUAUAUCACCUGAUAAAGAAAGCUGUUGCUAUCCGCAAGCAUCUCGAUAGGAAUCGUAAGGACAAGGAUGGCAAGUACCGUCUCAUUCUUACGGAGAGUCGCAUCCACCGUAUUGUCCGAUACUAUAAAAGGAAACGAGUUCUUCCUCCCAACUGGAAAUACGAUAGCGCUACUGCUUCGGCCCUUGUCGCCUAA